CACCGGCAUAAGGCAUCGCGACAGAGCUGACAAAUCUGCUGCAAUAGUAUUAGUAAAUAACUUAUUAAGAUCAAUUUUUUCAGGCACGACAGUAUGGAUGUUAAUCAUGAAGUAAAACUCUUGGUGAGGGAGCUGAAACGUCUAGCUGACGGAAAAAAGAAUGCAGAUGGGAAUUACGUUGUAAAAUUUGGUACACUUUUCAAUGAUGACGAUUGUGCCAACAUGUUUGAGGCCCUUGUUGGAACUCUUCGGGCAGCAAAGAGAAAGAAGUACAUCACAUACAAAGGAGAGAUGUUACUCCAAGGAGCUCAUGAUGAUGUGGACAUUGUACUUCUGGUAGAGGAAGUAGAAUGAUACAAAAUCAGACCUAGGAUGCAACACAAUUUCAGGAACAAAAUAUCUGUUCUAUAUUAUGUGACAAUUUGCAAUAAGAUCAUUAUGUGAGGAAUAAUUUGUAGCUAUGCUUUAAAAAGCGUUGUUCAGUGGCUUAUAUUAACUGUUUACAAUCAUUGAGAUUACAGAAGCACUUCCAUGUUGUUGGAUAUAGGAUAACUAACAUUUAAAAACAUACCUGUCCUGCUAUAUUAGGUGCUUAUGUUGGUUUGAUAAUCAUUUUUUGAAGGAAUUAUUAACAUGAGUCCCGGACACCAGUUUUAAAAUUUUGGUGCAUUCCAAUACCAAGAGAUACAGCAGGGUCUCACAGAAAAAACAUGAGUCAAUGACUCAAAUAUCUUGAGUCCCAAAAAUCACUGUUCAAUUUUUAAAGUUUUAUUUUUGUUUGGUAUUUACAUUUACAUCUUUAUGUGCUGAGGGAUCAGGUUUUUUGUCAGCAGCACACAGAAUUUUUCAAUGGUUAAAAAAGAAAUAUUUGAUUGUGUUAUUUUUUGUAUCACUAUUGAUGUUGGACAACGUUGAUUUCCUUUCAAAAGUUGUUGUACAAGUACAAAAAUGUCUGUAAUUGGAGAGAUACUGUGUCUGGUUGAGUUAGUGUAGAAGUGAUUUCUCUACUAAGUAAGUAGUAGGGGUUUUCUCCCUAAUUCUGAAUUUUUGAUGAUAUGCAUGUCAUGUGUCCAGGCAAUGUUCUACAAGAUCUCAAUAUGACAUGGAUUUUUGUGAUAUCAAUUGUUCCAUGUGAUAUCAUUUUAAAGUUGUGCAAUGUGAUAUAUAUUGUAUCUUUAGUACCAUGCUUACAAUUACAACGAUAUUGAUAAGUUUUUCUUAAUUCCACAUUCAUGUGCCAAUACAAGUGCUGAAGGUUGUAGAAGGGUACAUCAGUGAUCCAGUUAAUUUCUUAACCCUGUUAAAGGAGUAAUCAACAAGGAAGGGGAUUCAAAUGUGUACUUUCAUUUUCACGAUUCGCAGUUUCAGAUACAUAACGAAACUGUAAUGUUUGUUUUGACUGAUCUAGCCCUGUUGUGUUUGAGUGACAUAAAAUGUCAUUAAUGAAACGUUAUUGCGUAAGAUCAAAUAUCUACUUAAUCAGCCCCAGAGGGGUUUACAAAUAGAUUAAUCUAAAACACAUAUAUACUGUACUGUGCUUAUUCAGCAAUAAGCUUAGUACUGAUAACAACCUCACUCUUAUCGUUUAGACUCCAGAAGAAACAUCAGGUGUGUACAAUGAUAGAAUAAGCCCACCUUCCUACUUCUAUUCAUGAGUUAGGUGUUGGCCCCUGGACUUAUUGUCCUGUAAUAAGACCACCUUCUACCCUAACUCAGAAGUUAGGUGUUGGUCAUGUGUACUUAUUGUCUUGUGAUAAGACUACCUUCUACUUUAACUCAGAAGUUAGGUGUUGGCCCCUGGACUUAUUGUCCUGUAAUAAGACCACCUUCUACUUUAACUCAGAAGUUAGGUGUUGACAUCUGGGCUUAUUGUCCUGCAAUAAGACCACCACCCUGCUAUAAGUCAAAUAUUAGGUGUUGGCCUCUGGGCUUAUUGUAGGUUAAAUACAGUAAAUUAACUGGCUCACUGGUUUUGAUAUUACAUGUGUCAAAGAAUGUCGUCAAUACAAUUCAAAAGGAUGUCAACAUGAUGAUUUAUCUGGUAGAUAUAACAAAUGUCAUUAAGGAAGACUUGGUACUUUAUAUUUUGAUACCUACCUGGAAAAGUUUAUACAUGUACUUUGUGCUGUAUUUUGAACCAUGUUUACAUUCACACUUGGCAUAUAUCAUUGUUAUGCCAUGAUAUUAAUUCACACAAUAUACUGUACAUGUUGAUUUUGUUACAGAAUCUUUAUUUUUUGAAAGAACGUUGUUCUGUGAUUUGAUAAGGGGAACAAACAUAUGUUUUUGAGGUUUUCCCCCCCACUCCCCAAAACAGCCAUCCGUGGAACCCAUGAUAAUUGGAAAGUAUUUUGUCUGAUGUCCUGAACAGAGAAUACAUACUACCUAUCUUGUUAAGUUUGGAUUAUUCAAGCAGGGAUAUUUCUGAGUGUGAUUUUGGGAUUUAUUGCAUGUUUUUUUUCUCCCUCACAAAUGCGUUUGGCAUUUACAUAAUUAAACAUAAAAUCUCCAUCUUAUUCCUUUCAAAUUUUAAAAUUCUCUCCUGAUAGUGAGGACCCAGAAUUAUCCCUGGAAUAACAGCAAACAGAAAUACAGGCUUGAAUAUUCAUGUAUCUUUACAAGGUGAAUUUUAUCACCUUAAAAAAAAAAAAAUAAUUGAUGAGGACUGUAAUUUGACUAAAUCAUUUAAUAUUAGAAUAUCCUACAAGUACAAAAAAAUUGAAACCUGCAAUAAUUUGCCUUCUCAUGAACUUGUGCCUUGUCAUUAAAUACCUUUUGGUUUUUAUCAGUUUGAUACUCAUUUAAAUUUAUUGAUUUUUGAUCUUUAUAUAAAUGAUUAUUUUUUGGAAAUUUAUUUUAGGUACAUACGUCUAUUCUACAGAAGCAGUAUCAUACAUUCAGUAUUCACAGAAAUUUCAGAGUAACAAGUUACCUCCCUUCAUAUAAAAACUGAAUGUUUUCAAAUGCUUUGCUUUUGAAAUUAACUCUAAUCCUUAGAUAUUGUUUUAAACCAAACAUGAUUAACACAGGCUUUUGGGUCAUGCAUGGAAACCACUGUCUCUCUUCAUUAACUGAAAUCUAUGACUGAAUGAAUUGAUGGCAACUGAGAAAUUAACUUAUUUUCAAUGUAAGGGAAAUGAAGUGUGAGCUUUGCCUCAAAAUCAAAUAUUUACAUUGAAAUAAAAACAAUUCUUCUUGU
This is a messenger RNA of Ylistrum balloti, 3199 nucleotides long. Its product is annotated as costars family protein ABRACL-like. Bases 94 to 354 code for a protein of 86 amino acids. The transcript has 3 exons. The record is from RefSeq and is a predicted model, not a curated record. Gene Ontology annotation, biological process: regulation of actin filament-based process. NCBI's taxonomy places the organism in Eukaryota, Metazoa, Mollusca, Bivalvia, Pectinida, Pectinidae.